AUGGGCUCCAUGACCUGCAAACGCAAGCGAGAUGCUGCCUCGACCCGCAAGAGUGCCUCUGCCACUCCCAAACCAAACACCACAGCCGGUUCUGUGGCUGCUGCUGCCAAUGCUGCUGAGAUAACCUCCACGACUGGCCCCGAUACAACUGUUGUCCCGCCUCCCGAUGUCGCCCCUGGCGACUGGGCCGAUAUGGCCAUGGACAUCACAUGCUACGAAGGCAAGCCAAGCAGGGCCAUGGAGGCCCUUGGACAGAAGACUGCCGUGAGAGAACCAGUCUGGCGGGCCACCUACGACCCAGAGGAGAGCUUCAACCUGGGCCGUUUCGUUAACUGGGAGGCAUUGCAGGUGCAAUGCAUUGGUGCCGUGACUGCCUCCCCCUGCGAGCACUGCCGGCGUGGCUAUGGCCCUUGGGCACAGUGUGUUAUGCUCCAAGGCUACCUUCGUGGUAGCUGUGCGAAUUGCCAUUACAACUCUGAUGGCGCUCGCUGUAGCUUCCGCCCCCCUAAGACUGCCAAAGCUGCUGAGAAGAACACUGCAGCAGCAGCAAGUGUUACGACUGCCUCCGAAGCCCCCAGCCAUGCGCCUGCUCCCACCCCCAGUGCUGCUGUCCGUGCUGCUGCCACUGCUGCCCAGAAGCGGGCCAAAAAAUUACAUCACUUGUGCAGAACAACCGCCAUUGCCUGCGACGCGGCCGCUGUGGCCCUAGCUUCAGCUGCUAGGGUCAUGUCACACCUUGCACAGGAGUGUGUGGAUGAGGCUGGUAUACACGAGAAAGUGUACUAG
This is a messenger RNA of Aspergillus thermomutatus, 786 nucleotides long. Its product is annotated as DUF3716 domain-containing protein. NCBI's taxonomy places the organism in Eukaryota, Fungi, Ascomycota, Eurotiomycetes, Eurotiales, Aspergillaceae. The record is from RefSeq and is a predicted model, not a curated record. The transcript has 2 exons. Bases 1 to 786 code for a protein of 261 amino acids.